AUGCCACCUACUGCCAAAGCACCCAAAGAUGGAAUUGAAUUUGAUUCUCUUCCUUGGAAUCUAAAUCUUCCUGAGGAACACUCCUACAUUCAUUUGACCACCGAGAGCGGCGAAUGGACUACCGAGCACUACGAUCCUUCCACCGACAAGGGAUUGCUCUUUGAUGCAGUGAAGAAGUACUCCGAGACGACACUUCCGCUGACACCUUCUACAACUUCCUUGAAUUAUGGAACCACCAUCUGGGAGGGACUCAAGUGCUACCGGACCAAGGAAGGCAAAUGCAUUGUGUUUCGACCUGACAAAAACUUUGUUCGCUUUACCAAUGGAGCCGAUCAAAUGUGUCUGCCAAAGCCUUCCAAAGAACUUUUUUUGAGAGGUGUCCAACAUGUCGUACAAGAGAAUUCCCAUCUCAUUCCACCCUGCGGUGAAGGUAUGAAAUUGUACAUUCGUCCCAUGAUGUUGGGCAGUGGACAACAACUUGGUUUGUACCCAAGCCCACAGUUCAGUUUGUUGUUCUAUGUUUCUCCUACCGGAAACUACUUCAAGAAUGCAACAGGUGGACUGAAUAUUCAUUUGGAAACCCGUCGUUCCCGGGCAUCCCGUGGUGGUCUGGGUUCCACCAAGUGUGCCGGAAACUAUGCCAUUGCACUGAAGCCUCUGUUGGAUGCCAAGAAGGAGGGAUUUCUCGAUAACUUGUUUUUGGAGUUGGAAACAUACAACAAGGGUGCCUUGGAAGAUGCAGUCUUGCAAGAAAUGAGUGCCGCCAAUGUCUUUUUCGUCCUCAAAACUGGAGAAAUCGUGACUCCUUCGUUGGACCGCGGCACCAUUUUGCCUGGGGUCACUCGGGACUCGGUCAUUACCCUUGUACAAGAUUUUGCAGAUGAAUUGAAAGAAGCUAUGAAAGCUUCUACUGGACAAGAAUCAGUUACAGUGUCCUCGAGAGAUGUGACGGUUGGAGAAUUGCGCAAUGCAACAGAAGCCUUUGCAACUGGAACCGCUGCAGAAUUGGUACCCAUUGCUCGUCUGGCGACUGGAUCCGAGGAAGAAUCCUUUGACGUGACCUUCCCACAUGGAACGGAGCUUCCAGGCGGUCCGGUCACCUCUGCUCUCUUGGCUCUGCUGAGAAAAGUCAUGGUGGGAGAAAAGAGCAGCGAAGGAACAAAGGGAUGGCUCCGAGAUCCUUUUGCAUCUCCUGAAGAAUUCUGCAAGUAG
Molecule: messenger RNA, 1212 nt
Organism: Cylindrotheca closterium
Lineage: Eukaryota; Bacillariophyta; Bacillariophyceae; Bacillariales; Bacillariaceae
Source: the annotation of a GenBank genome assembly